AUCAAUCAUCCGAGAACCUUGGAGGGUGGACAGUGCCCCUUUUACAGAUGAGAAAACUGAGGCUUGAAGGGGAGAAGCAGCUGCCUCUGGCGGCAUGGCUUCUGGCUGCAGGAUGCCCAUGGAGUUCGUGGUGACCCUAGGCCUGUGUCUCGGCUUCCUUUGCUGAACUUGAACAGGAAGAUGGCAGUGGGGGCCAGUGGUCUAGAAGGAGAUAAGAUGGCUGGUGCCAUGCCUCUGCAACUCCUCCUGUUGCUGAUCCUACUGGGCCCUGGCAACAGCUUGCAGCUGUGGGACACCUGGGCAGAUGAAGCCGAGAAAGCCUUGGGUCCCCUGCUUGCCCGGGACCGGAGACAGGCCACCGAAUAUGAGUACCUAGAUUAUGAUUUCCUGCCAGAAACGGAGCCUCCAGAAAUGCUGAGGAACAGCACUGACACCACUCCUCUGACUGGGCCUGGAACCCCUGAGUCUACCACUGUGGAGCCUGCUGCAAGGCGUUCUACUGGCCUGGAUGCAGGAGGGGCAGUCACAGAGCUGACCACGGAGCUGGCCAACAUGGGGAACCUGUCCACGGAUUCAGCAGCUAUGGAGAUACAGACCACUCAACCAGCAGCCACGGAGGCACAGACCACUCAACCAGUGCCCACGGAGGCACAGACCACUCCACUGGCAGCCACAGAGGCACAGACAACUCGACUGACGGCCACGGAGGCACAGACCACUCCACUGGCAGCCACAGAGGCACAGACCACUCCACCAGCAGCCACGGAAGCACAGACCACUCAACCCACAGGCCUGGAGGCACAGACCACUGCACCAGCAGCCAUGGAGGCACAGACCACUGCACCAGCAGCCAUGGAAGCACAGACCACUCCACCAGCAGCCAUGGAGGCACAGACCACUCAAACCACAGCCAUGGAGGCACAGACCACUGCACCAGAAGCCACGGAGGCACAGACCACUCAACCCACAGCCACGGAGGCACAGACCACUCCACUGGCAGCCAUGGAGGCCCUGUCCACAGAACCCAGUGCCACAGAGGCCCUGUCCAUGGAACCUACUACCAAAAGAGGUCUGUUCAUACCCUUUUCUGUGUCCUCUGUUACUCACAAGGGCAUUCCCAUGGCAGCCAGCAAUUUGUCCGUCAACUACCCAGUGGGGGCCCCAGACCACAUCUCUGUGAAGCAGUGCCUGCUGGCCAUCCUAAUCUUGGCGCUGGUGGCCACUAUCUUCUUCGUGUGCACUGUGGUGCUGGCGGUCCGCCUCUCCCGCAAGGGCCACAUGUACCCCGUGCGUAAUUACUCCCCCACCGAGAUGGUCUGCAUCUCAUCCCUGUUGCCUGAUGGGGGUGAGGGGCCCUCUGCCACAGCCAAUGGGGGCCUGUCCAAGGCCAAGAGCCCGGGCCUGACGCCAGAGCCCAGGGAGGACCGUGAGGGGGAUGACCUCACCCUGCACAGCUUCCUCCCUUAGCUCACUCUGCCAUCUGUUUUGGCAAGACCCCACCUCCACGGGCUCUCCUGGGCCACCCCUGAGUGCCCAGACCCCAUUCCACAGCUCUGGGCUUCCUCGGAGACCCCUGGGGAUGGGGAUCUUCAGGGAAGGAACUCUGGCCACCCAAACAGGACAAGAGCAGCCUGGGGCCAAGCAGACGGGCAAGUGGAGCCACCUCUUUCCUCCCUCCGCGGAUGAAGCCCAGCCACAUUUCAGCCGAGGUCCAAGGCAGGAGGCCAUUUACUUGAGACAGAUUCUCUCCUUUUUCCUGUCCCCCAUCUUCUCUGGGUCCCUCUAACAUCUCCCAUGGCUCUCCCCGCUUCUCCUGGUCACUGGAGUCUCCUCCCCAUGUACCCAAGGAAGAUGGAGCUCCCCCAUCCCACACGCACUGCACUGCCAUUGUCUUUUGGUUGCCAUGGUCACCAAACAGGAAGUGGACAUUCUAAGGGAGGAGUACUGAAGAGUGACGGACUUCUGAGGCUGUUUCCUGCUGCUCCUCUGACUUGGGGCAGCUUGGGUCUUCUUGGGCACCUCUCUGGGAAAACCCAGGGUGAGGUUCAGCCUGUGAGGGCUGGGAUGGGUUUCGUGGGCCCAAGGGCAGACCUUUCUUUGGGACUGUGUGGACCAAGGAGCUUCCAUCUAGUGACAAGUGACCCCCAGCUAUCGCCUCUUGCCUUCCCCUGUGGCCACUUUCCAGGGUGGACUCUGUCUUGUUCACUGCAGUAUCCCAACUGCAGGUCCAGUGCAGGCAAUAAAUAUGUGAUGGACAAACGAUAGCGGAAUCCUUCAAGGUUUCAAGGCUGUCUCCUUCAGGCAGCCUUCCCGGAAUUCUCCAUCCCUCAGUGCAGGAUGGGGGCUGGUCCUCAGCUGUCUGCCCUCAGCCCCUGGCCCCCCAGGAAGCCUCUUUCAUGGGCUGUUAGGUUGACUUCAGUUUUGCCUCUUGGACAACAGGGGGUCUUGUACAUCCUUGGGUGACCAGGAAAAGUUCAGGCUAUGGGGGGCCAAAGGGAGGGCUGCCCCUUCCCCACCAGUGACCACUUUAUUCCACUUCCUCCAUUACCCAGUUUUGGCCCACAGAGUUUGGUCCCCCCCAAACCUCGGACCAAUAUCCCUCUAAACAUCAAUCUAUCCUCCUGUUAAAGAAAAAAAAAAA
Homo sapiens (human) is the source of this 2641-nucleotide messenger RNA. It is a transcript of the gene SELPLG, whose product is annotated as selectin P ligand. The transcript has 2 exons. Gene Ontology annotation, biological process: signal transduction. Bases 181 to 1467 code for a protein of 428 amino acids. Gene Ontology annotation, cellular component: membrane. NCBI's taxonomy places the organism in Eukaryota, Metazoa, Chordata, Mammalia, Primates, Hominidae. The record is from RefSeq and is marked reviewed.